Huiozyma naganishii CBS 8797 is the source of this 936-nucleotide messenger RNA. RefSeq names its product glucan 1,3-beta-glucosidase (gene BGL2). Gene Ontology annotation, biological process: cell wall organization; carbohydrate metabolic process. Lineage: Eukaryota; Fungi; Ascomycota; Saccharomycetes; Saccharomycetales; Saccharomycetaceae. The coding region runs from base 1 to 936 and encodes 311 amino acids. The transcript has a single exon. Gene Ontology annotation, cellular component: fungal-type cell wall; extracellular region; cell surface. The record is from RefSeq and is a predicted model, not a curated record. Gene Ontology annotation, molecular function: glucan endo-1,3-beta-D-glucosidase activity; 1,3-beta-glucanosyltransferase activity.
AUGCGUUUCUCUACUCUCGCUACCACCAUUUCUAGUCUUUUGGUUGCUGCCUCGCAGGUCUCUGCCAUGGGUGAAUUGGCCUUCAAUAUCGGUGUUAAGAACAACGACGGCACCUGUAAGGACACCAACCAAUACGAAAGUGAUUUGAAGAUCCUGAAACAGUACACGUCCACCGUUAAAGUGUACGCUGUCUCAGACUGUAACACUUUGCAAAACUUGGGUCCCGCUGCCGAGGCUGAAGGUUUCAACGUCUUCUUCGGGAUCUGGCCAAACGACGACGCUCACUACCAGGCUGAGAAGGAUGCUUUGCAAGCGUACUUGCCCUCGUUGAAGCAAUCUACCGUUGCUGGGUUCUUGGUCGGCUCUGAAGCUCUUUACCGUGACGAUAUGACCGCACAACAGUUGGCCGACAGAAUCAAUGACGCCCGUUCCUUCAUCGGCAACUUGAAGGAUUCCGAGGGUAACUCUUACGCCGGCAAGCAAGUUGGUACCGUCGACUCCUGGAACGUCUUGGUCGCUGGUUACAACGCACCUGCUAUCCAGGCCUCCGACUUUGUCAUGGCCAACGCGUUCUCCUACUGGCAGGGCCAGACGAUGCAAAACUCGUCCUACUCCUUCUUUGAUGAUAUCAUGCAAGCUUUGCAAACCAUCCAAACCACAAAGGGCUCCACCGACAUCACUUUCUGGGUUGGUGAAACUGGCUGGCCAACGGACGGUACAAAUUUCCAAGAUUCGCAACCUUCUACCGAAAACGCUCAACAGUUCUGGAAGGAAGCUAUUUGUUCCAUGAGAGCCUGGGGUGUUAACGUCAUCGUUUUUGAAGCCUUCGACGAAGAUUGGAAGCCAAACACCUCCGGUACUUCUGAUGUUGAAAAGCACUGGGGUGUUUGGAGCUCUGGUGACAACUUGAAGUACUCACUAAGUUGUGACUUUUAA